GCCCCUGUCUAGAUGUUGUACAAGCAUGGAUGGAUUACCAAACAGGCCUACUGGACGCAGGCCCAGAGGCCCGAGAGGUCCUGACCCCUUGAGCCCAGAGACCAGAGCAUCUGGUUAAAAAUCACCAAAAAGGGACACAAAAGGACAAAAGGGGACACAAAACUGUUAAAAAGAGACAAACCGACAACAAAUAAUUGCACUGUUUGCAACUGUUUUUGUCUCUUACAGGUUGGGGGUCCUGUAUUGGAGGGACAGGGGGGCGCUUGAACGUUUUUGCACCCAGGGGCCCACUUUCUCAUAAUGCAUCCAUGUACAAGACACACACACAAACACACACCACAGACUCCUACUCUCUUAUAGUCUUGUCCUAUCUUGAGCUUCAGAUGGCUUACCAGGUCCUUAAUCUGUCCUUUGAGUGACAUCACCCUCUCCCUGCACCCUUCACACACACACACACACACAUCACACACAUUCCUUACAGGACAGCGAGUGAGAGGGAGGGAGGGAAAACAAGAGGUGGUGUCCACUGGUGGUUUAGGGAAGGUGAAUUAGCCCAGCAGUGAAGCGCACAAGACUUAGUAGGAGCACAGAGGAUCGCUCAGACACACUCUGUCAGGGCCAUGGCAGCAGGCACAGCAGAGGGGGACACACACAUGGAGGAUCUGGUGGACCAGGGUCUGGGGAUGGAGGAGACUGUCCACAGCCUGCUGAGGAGGCCCUCGCUGAAGGAGAGCUACCACAGUGAUUCACUGCUGGCACCAGACACUGACUUCAUGACAGAUGACCGCAGUUCAGCAGCCAGUGGGCUGGAUGUGGCCGACCGGCUGACCUAUCUGGAGCAGAGGAUGCAGAUGCAGGAAGAUGAAAUCCAGCUGUUGAAGAUGGCCCUGGCCGACGUCCUCAAGAGGCUCAACAUCUCUGAGGAGCACCAGGCUGCCGCUGCUGGCAGGAGAGCAUCAGGCACUAAAGCCAGGCCAGUAUCUCUGGCUCUGCCCUCCAGACCGCCCAUGGUGACCUCGAGCUCUACCUCCCUGAAGAAGAGUUCCACGCUGCCCUCUAGCUCCACAGCCAGGAACUACAGCCCAACGCCGCCCCGCAGUGGUGUGAAGAGCCCCCUUGGUAGCGUGAAGGACAGUCCGUGUAAGACUCCCAAAACACGGCCCACCUCUGCAGCCUCAACAUGUAAAAAACUUCAGGACGACAAGUCCAAGGAGGCUGCAGUAAGUGUAGGGACAAGACGCGUGACACACUGCAAAGUGACUAUGCAGAUCUAUCUGAGCCCCCACGCAAGAAAGACUGGGUCUUCUGAGACCGCCAAAUCUGCGUCUGCCGUGCCCACCAGCAGCGCCGCGCCCAACAACCCUCAGGCCAAGGGGGGCAGCAAGCCGCAGACGAGGAAAACGACCCCAUCCUUCACCUUGAACCUGCAGAAAACCACAACCAGCCAGAACACGCAGCAGGACACAUCCAGCCACAAGAGCCCCAUCAAGUCGCCCAGCCAGUAUUUUCAGAUUUGUUACUGAGGCAAAGGAAUAAAGAGAGAUUUUCCACGAUUUUGUCCCUGCUGUGAGUUUACUGACUCACACAAGCUAAUUAUUAAAAGCCUCAAAUAAAGACUUUUUCUUCCACUGUGGAGAAAGAAGAAACUGAUUUUAAAAUGGGGGUGAGUGCACGUCUUAAAUUGCAGGGAUGACAUGAUUUUCCUCUGUAGGUCAUUCUGACUUUGUUGUGUUUGGGUACGGCACAACACGAGCACUUAGAGCAUUUCAAAACAUUUCCAUCAGCAACUCUGAGUAAUUAAAUUUGUCAGGAUAGCGUUUUAUGGCUUGAUUUGUUUUAAGGUUAGUAUGAAAGCUUUAAUGUGUUUUUAGCCUCCUUGGAGUGUUGUCAUAGAUCCAUUUCUCACAUGUUAGUACCUGCUUAUUGUUUCAGUGAAUGCCUGUGUUUACCUUUAAUGUGCUCCUCUUCUGACAGCAUGGAUGUUUGUCUGUGGCUGUCUUUGAGCACUGACCGUGUGACGCGAGAGGGAAACUGUGUUUUUGAGUCUGUCUCCAUGUCUGUUUGCUGUGAUGUCUCCAGUUCUGUAGUUGAUGUUCUGCUUUAGUAAAUACACAGGAUGUACCAGAAUCAGCCAAAAGGCUCAUUCUAGAUCAGGAAAAACAAUAAACAACUGUGUUCUGAU
Lates calcarifer (barramundi perch) is the source of this 2182-nucleotide messenger RNA. RefSeq names its product echinoderm microtubule-associated protein-like 1. Lineage: Eukaryota; Metazoa; Chordata; Actinopteri; Centropomidae. The record is from RefSeq and is a predicted model, not a curated record. The transcript is spliced from 7 exons. Bases 621 to 1523 code for a protein of 300 amino acids.